AUGUGUCUGCGGCGGCAGCGCCUCUGUCCUGGUAACCGCAUGCACACCCUCUCGGAGCUCCCUGCUCUCCGACUUGCCACCAGCCCUGGCCACAGGCAGAAGGCAUCUGAGGAUGAAGGUGCUGCGUUCCUGCAGAGCGCUCAAAGGGCAGGUCGUAGCAGGGGUGCAAGUCACCAGCUCCGGAGCUGGGCGGUGGACACGGCAGGGUCGGCGUCUCCCCUGUCCCACACGGUGCUUGGCUGCAACUCUGACCCUCCAACGCCGUGCGCGAGCAGGGUCAGCGCUGGAGCUGGUGUUUCGCACUGUGGGGUACGGGAUGGGGAGGUGCCGGCUGUCCCCCACUUGGGGUUCAUACCACACACGUGCUGUUCCUGGCUGGGCUUCGGCAUUGAUACCGUCCCAUCAAUUGCCACCCUCUCCCUUGCUGCGCUCAGACGUAAUUUGAAGCUGUGCAUCUGUUGGUGGAGGGGGAGGAGGGGAUCCGCGGAAGCCGUCAGGGCUGGGAGGGGGCCCUGCAGUCAUCGAACGUCUCCUGCGGAGGGGAAGGACUUUCUCCGACCCGGGGACGGGGCGCAGGGAGCUCCCAACCCCGCACCUGCGAUUUCGACCCCAGGUCUGUCUGUCUGUCCCGCGAGGACCCCAGCCCGGCGGCCCCGGCCCUCCGCUACACUUCCCUUUCCCGCUCCCGUUUGGGUCCCCCCCCUGCUCGAGCAGCCCCUCCUGUCCGUCCUCCCCGAGCGCACGGGGGAGUCCCUUGCCGUGGCAUCAGGGCUGGGAAGGGGAGGGGGCCGACGGCUCGCCUUCGCCACGGGAAAAUCCCUUUCUCCUGGAGCCGAGCGCCCGCGGCCGGUGCGCCCCGUCGGGGGGGAGCCCUCCCCGGGGCGCGGGGCCCCCACAGCCCGGUGCAGCCGGGAGGAGGGGAAGGCGGAGGCCCGACUGCUUGUGAGAACUGUUAUUUUUCAUCAAUCACCCGCAAUUUGUGUAAGUGCCCCGGACAGGACACCAGCCGUCCUGCUGGCUGAGGUCACGGAGACAACACAGCGAUGGAGAAGAGCAAAUUGCAUUUGCUCACCAGCUCUCAGAUCCAAAUUACGGCCCUCGCAUGGCGCGGGGAAGGGAGCGAAAGGUCCAUGUGACAUGAGGGAAAUAUGAAGGACUUUGACAGGUCUUAAACGGCCUGGCGCCAAGGCCUAAGUCUACCGGCUAAAAAUAGAAAAGGGAUGAUGAGUGGAGAUGGGCAGAGAUGAAAGGGGAAGAGCGAGCGGGGCCGCGGAGCGGGUGGGGUCCUCCCGGCCCGGGAUGGAGUCCCGGGGCUCCGCUGAUGCAAGAAGGCAUUUUCGGUGUCCCCCCCCAGCCCGGGGACCACUUGCCAGCAGAGCCGAGCGCUGCAUCGCCCUGGGGCUGGCGAGGAAAAAACCUCUGUGGGAAGAGGCCGGUGCAGGUAACACCGCUCGUUCCCGAUCCCCGCCACAAGGCUGUCCUCGGGGCGGCAGGAAGAGCUCGUCUGUCCCUGCCCGGUGCCCGUUCGCGGAUGGGGAGGACAGGGUGAUGCUGGGUCUCGCCCGCCCCGUCCAUGAGUCGGAUCCCCGCCCGUAGGGCUGGAACGGCCGCAGCAGCGGGUGCCCGGCUCCCCGGGAGCCCCCACCUCCUGCAGACCCAUCGGUGGGCUCUUCUACAGAGGGUCGAGGAGACGAGGCUGUUCUGGAUCGGUUUUAUUUUGCAGGCGAGGGUGUUUGCGACCUUACAGCAGUGCGGGGACCCCCCGCUCUGGGCUGGAGGAGAGGCGACCUUUCCUCGCGGGGACCCGGCUGCCUCCGGCCCCCCGACGGGACGUGGCCCGCAACCUGGGGACAAUGAGACGCUCCGGGUUUGCUUCGUGAGGGGGAAUUGAAAAAAAAAAUAUAUAUAUAUAUACAAGCGAGCCCCACUUUUGCCAAAGUUGCCGUCAGCAGUUUUCCGCAGCGGAGAGAAAUCAAAGUCCACUCUAGAUUUCAGUCCUCGCUCCCCGUUCAAUGGUCAGCGGGACCCCCCCGGCCCUGGGGCAGCCCCGGGAGGACUCGCGGUGCCCGCCCCGUCGGGGGGACAGAGGUGAACCUGCCGCGGGACACGGGCAGGUUGUCAACGCCGCCGGGAAGAGCCCGGGGCUCGCGUUUGGACUUUGCGUAGCGAGCAGGAACCGCUAUGGGCAGGAGGAACCCGGGGUGGGGGGGUGAAGAGGAGAGGUCGGGGUGAGGGGGAGGCACCCAGGGGAUCCCCGCACGUCCCUCCCUGCAAGGGGAGCAGCGAAACGCGGGCAGAGGGCUUCGGAGCGGCCGCGCCCCGCUGAGCAUCCGCGGAGCUGCGGGGCACGGGGGGGGCCGGGCUGGGGGGCAGAGGAGGGGGCCGUCCCCCACCCGCCGCCCCCCCCAGCCUCGGCGGGGGCGGAGGGGGCAGGAGCCUUGGAAGGAUGGCAGGGCGCUUUUUGAAGAUUUGGGGGUAAAUAUGAAGUGACAAGAGACGGGUCUUUAUUGUGAGGGCUCAGCCGCCUGGCGCCAGGGCCCUCUUCAGCCACCGCGGCCCUCAGUUAAUCAGCGCCGAUCUCCAAACCGACCUCUCCGCGGGGACACCCACCGCGCCCG
Messenger RNA from Cuculus canorus (common cuckoo), 2618 nucleotides. RefSeq lists its product as uncharacterized. Lineage: Eukaryota; Metazoa; Chordata; Aves; Cuculiformes; Cuculidae. The transcript is spliced from 4 exons. The coding region runs from base 1 to 1152 and encodes 383 amino acids. The record is from RefSeq and is a predicted model, not a curated record.